UUCCUCGCCGUACCGAGCCCCGGGUGCCACCGAACUCCGCUCGGUACCGGUGCCAGAGACCCCCGGGCUCCGGUGACUCCCGGCCAAGGCCAUGGACCCCAAGGAGCGCAAGAAGAUCCAGUUCUCCGUGCCGGCCCCCCCCAGCAACCUGGACCCCCGCGCCGUGGAGAUGAUCCGCCGGCGGAGGCCCACGCCGGCCAUGCUCUUCCAGCUGUCCGAACACUCCUCCCCUGAGGACGAGAACCUGCCGUACCAGCGCUCGUCGGGCGAGGGCUGCCUGCUCAAACCAAAGAGGACCAACCCGUGUGCCUACACCCCGCCCUCGCUCAAAGCGGUGCAGCGCAUCGUGCAGUCCCACCUGGAGAGUGGCAUGGGCGGGGGUGACAGCUCCGACGGGGAGCCCGAUGACGGCUGCGACCCCGACAGUGCCCUCGAGUCUGCCCCGGGGAGCCAGGGCAGAGCCGAGCGCAGCUACUUCCCCGCCGGGCUCAAGGCGCACAAGAGGAAAGGCGGGCAGAAGGUGUCCUUCGCCGGCGGCAUCGACGAGCGCGAGGAGGACCUGAAAUCGCUGACGGUGUCAGAGAUCCCCGAGGACCCCGAGGGAGCGGAGGGUGACGAGGAGGAGCCAGGGCAGGAGCAGGACGGUGGCACCGGGGAGCGGCGACACGUCGGCUUCGCCGAGGUGCCCUCGCGUCCCAUCGGCACCGAGCGCCACUCGCCCACCUUCCCGCUGGGCACCAGUUAG
This is a messenger RNA of Sturnus vulgaris (Common starling), 745 nucleotides long. RefSeq names its product protein phosphatase 1 regulatory inhibitor subunit 1B (gene PPP1R1B). Lineage: Eukaryota; Metazoa; Chordata; Aves; Passeriformes; Sturnidae. The record is from RefSeq and is a predicted model, not a curated record. Gene Ontology annotation, cellular component: cytoplasm. Gene Ontology annotation, molecular function: protein phosphatase inhibitor activity. Gene Ontology annotation, biological process: intracellular signal transduction.